CAGGCUGAGAUGUUGCGUCACGGUUUUGGAGUUCAAGGCCAGGGUAUCCGACGUCACCGUCAAGGUUUUGGCUACCGCAGACUUCCGGAUCCGGGAAACCUCUCUGUCCCUCGUCUUGGUGGCCCCGGACAAAGUAAUGACGUCAUUGCAGCUGUUGCUGUUUCCUCGGCCUCCUCACUCGUCACAUCGUCUCAAUCUGAACGUGUUGAUGAGUUGAGAAACAGCGUGAACGCCAAGAGCAGAAAUAACUGCAAUAACAAAAUUGGGUCUGUCAACAAGGCAAACCCGCAGAGUAUUACAAGUCAUCGCGACGGAAGUGACGUAAGCGGCAACAAUCAGAACAAUAGAAACAACAACGACGACAACAGCAACAACAACUUUAACAGCAACAACAGCAACAACAACAACAACAGUAACAACAGCAACAAUAACAGCAACAGUGUGAUCGCAGACACGGUCUCACAAAGAAAUGGGGCUAAUAAUAUCUCCGAGCAGGGAAAACCCCGUGUGUCUUCUCCUGUGUCAAAUUCCUACAAGGCACAAGAGAAGAAAACGACCCACGUCAGACAUUCUCACCAUGGGAGUGGGGUAGAACUAGACAAAACGGACAGGUAUAUCCCACACUUCCAGCAUGACACCCCAUAUCAAGCCCUAUCUCAAGCCAAUACGUUAGGCCCGUAUCCAGGAAUUCAACCCAAACCCUCACAUUUACAACGUCUCUCGGAGUUCAAGGACCACAAAAUGCGUGAAUCUCUGACUUCCAUUUCACACCCCACCCUCCAGAACUUCUCCCACACCCCUUUAGCCUACAGGAGACACCCCAGCUACCCGUACAAGAUUGUCACUCCUGUUCUGGACGUGGACACCAGACCCAGAAUACCGUUCGAAAGGAGGCGAAUGUUCCCGCCACAUAUCCCCCCGCUGAAGAACGGCCAGCCUCUACCGCCUCCUUUUGUACAGUUUCCAGGUCACCCAAUGGUUUUGGAGUCUCUACAUCUAGACCAUGGACACACAGUGAGGCAUUCAGGAGAGUCUUACAUCGACGGGAGAGUUUGGAGGUCAAAAGGUGAAGUAGGAAUAAAUUCUCCUCAAAUUCUCAGACAUUCGAGGGCUCCACUGGAAGUAGGAUUUCACACAGAACAUCGUGUCAAACUUGCAAACCCUGAACAUAUACGGUAUACUCCUCACCCCAGCAACAGAUUGCCUUGCGGAAAUGACGUGGUGGUAUUUUCCAAAGACACCACAACGAACGUUGCGUCUUCUUUACCUACUCCCUGUCCAGGAAUACGGAAAGCCGUUGACGGAGUCAGAAACAAUCCGACCUACCCUAGAAGGCUGGCUUCUCCUGGGUACAGACAUAAGCCAGGUCUUGGGGAGAGAGUUAUCUCCCAUCCUAACGACGUGGCAGUUGACAGAAUUCUCCAACGGAGUCAGAUGUACCGCCAGUCUGGGGAUGAAGUCCAGGACUUCCGUGGUGACCUCAGACAGGCCGAAAUUAUCAAAAGCCGGGUCGUCACUGACGGUGUGAUGAAAGAACGGAGGGUCGAUGGAAGCACAACUGAGGUGUACGUAGCGACAGAAGAUUCUAGGAGUUCAGAACACAUGCGACAGAAUAAUGAGUUUUUUGAGAGUGCCAAGGAAAACUUUUCUAGAGGGCAAACACAUGAAUCUUCUAUGAUACAGAGUAAUAAAGACUCUCUCCGCGUUCGACACAGAAGUGGCAGAAGUGCUGUUCAAAAGGACAAUGGCCCUGAUUCUGUUACCGAAAAGACGACCCGAUUAUCAGCAAGUAAAGGCUCAGUGCAAGCUCCGCCAAACACCCACAGUGAAUGUCGGUAUCUUCCACUUGUUCCUAAUAGCACUGUAGAUGCUCGUAGGGAUAUCGAUCCGAAUGGAAAGUUGGAGAAACCCGUUUCUAUCGUGAUUGGGAGUGGUGUUGAUGAUGGCGGACGUCCCACAACGGCUGUGCAUCAAGGGGGGAAGCGGGAAGACUAUAGUGGUAGUAAAGUACAAAGUCAAGAGACAUCUCUAUUGUCCGGUGACGAGAAGAAUGGGAAAAGCACAGGCGUCACUUCGGAGAAAGGAUCAGGCAAAAAUCUGUCCUGUAAUGAAAAUGUGAACACAAACUCUACGUUAGAGCAAGGAUCAAGUAAAAAUCUGUCUAGUAAUAAGAAUGUGAACUUAGACAAAGACAAUACGUUGGAAGAAGGAGCAAACAAACAACGGAAUCUGUCGGGGCAGCAGCAAAGUGGAAGCGCGAGGUCCCAGCGUCCCAGCAGCGAGUUCCCCACCAGCGAGUUUGACCCCGAUGACCCCAGCUGCGCCGGCCUCAGUCUUGUGGCCUGUCUCAGCUCCUCGGGCCGUGGGGAGGAUUUCUUCAGCACCCCCUCCACGUCAUCGUCGUUGGGAAACUUCUACGAGGCUGAGGAAAACGAUGAUGAUAAGCACGACGAUGAAAAAAACGACGAUGAUAAAAAUGCCGAUGACAAAAACGACGAAAAUAAAAACAAUGACGAUAAAAACGAGGAUAAAAACAUCCCCCACGGAGCAGCCCCGACGGGUACGCUGAGGUCUGGGAGUCCGGUGGCGCCAGAGAGUCGGAGCAGUAGCCGCGGGGAGUGGAUCGUGUGUAGAGACUACAGGGCCACGGUGAACAGCCAGUACGGGGAUAAGAACAAUAUCUGGACGCAGAACGACCGAGCCAGGGCGUCACAACAACAACAACAACAACAACAACAACAACAACAACAACAACAACAACAACAACUACAACUACAACUACAACAACUACAACAACAAGAAACUGGGUACACUGUCGAGGGGAAGUAUCAGACUUAUUUUUGUAACACGACUCAGGACAAAACUAACUAUUCAAAGUUGAAUUACAGUCAACAUUUUGAUUCUGAGAAAGUGAUGCAGAUUUCUGGAACUCACAACGGGAACUCGGACAAUAGAUUUGGUCAGAAAACAAAGCAGGGUGUCUUGAGUGAGGAGCCUGGGAGAUCAAAGGUGAAUUACAAGGCCGCUCACAACGUGUCUGACAGAGCACGUGUCGUUCCUGACACGCCGGACAUUGGUGGUCUGUCGGGUCACCAGGUGCAAGUGACCCCUCCCCGGGUCAGAGUGACCCACGAGAAUGACGUCUGGACGCCAGCUAGGUCUGUCGGAAACGACCACACCCUCGGUGGAAACGUCACGUUUUCGCGUCGUGACAUAUCUGAGGACGCUGCUGUUGCCUCGAAAAUCUCGUGGAAGCUCGCCGAACUUGCAAAAACGAGAAAUCGUAAACUAUACAUCUCUGGGAAUCGAGUUCAGAAUAACAGAUUGAUUACAAAAGAGGUUCAUUUAAACCGACCAAUCAGCAGAGAGUUAGCGCUGAGAAACAGACCCGUCAGCCGGAAAGUACCCAACAGACCCAUGAGUAAAGAGAUGGGUGGGGAGAAAUCUUUCCCCAGACCGUGGGACACGCGGCCCCGUUCCGUCGGGGAAGGCUUGAGCAAACGGCUUGCCGGACGAACGUGGAUGAAUCCUUUCAUUCACACCGAUAGAGAAAGUGUGUACAGAAGUGUGGACGACUUGUCCUAUAGAACGAGCUUGCCGGCUGAAUCGAGAAAACCGCCGAUCACGAAGCAAGAAGCGGCAAAAUUCAUCUCUGAUGUUGAUAAGAUUCGACUGCAAAAAGCCCAAAGCCUGCAGACUCUCAGUAUCUCUGAAGACAAGGCCCAGGAGCUGCUCGACUAUUUCUGGAGCUACCAAGGAAUGGGCAGACAAAUCCUACGCGCUGACUCGGCAGAUCUCAACACCGACAACGAAGGGAAACAACUGGAACAAACUAGUGGAGAAAUAGGGAAAUUUCAUCGGUUACCUCCCAUCGAUUCGGACGCGUCGUAUUACAACACAACAAACGGCCAGCGCGGUGAGGGGGUGGGGGAGGGAGGGGCGGGUCAGGCUGCCCUUACACAUGGGGACCCUGCACUAAUGGCCGCCGUGGCCCCACUCUUGGGUCACCCGGGGCGGGGAGGGGAGGAGGAGGAGAGAAUGCGGGGACGCGUCCAUCUCGUGGUCAAAUUGCCCAGCGCGACCACGGACGGGCCGCUUGAAUGAAGUAACUGACUGACUGACUGAACGGCCGAUUGCUCUAACCGUUUAACUGGAAGAACUAGGUCUACUCUCCAUUUUU
Molecule: messenger RNA, 4180 nt
Organism: Aplysia californica (California sea hare)
Lineage: Eukaryota; Metazoa; Mollusca; Gastropoda; Aplysiida; Aplysiidae
Source: RefSeq, a predicted model, not a curated record